AUGGACAAUAUUAUUUCCAACAAAACUUACAAGCACGUUGGAAAUCAAAUAUAUGGACAACAAGGCUUUAAUCCAAUAUUUGGUCCAGAUGCAUUUGAUGAUGUUAUAUUAAAUGUUGAUUAUGGAGCAAUGGACUCAUAUAAUAUCGGUAUACAAUCACAUGGUUUUACUAGUGGACAAAUACAGGGCGGGUUCGGUGCUGGUGGACCAGUACUAGGGGGUAUUGGUGCUCCGGUAGUAGGGGAUUUUGGUGGAUCAGGAUUGGGAGGUUUCGAUGUUGGUGGAUCAGUAUUGGGUGGUUUUGGUCUGGGUGGCAUUAAUGUUGGUGGAUCAGUAAUGGGUGGUUUUGGUGCUGGUGGACCACAAUUUGAUGCUGCUAAAGCUGUAUUCAAUCUAGCUGAUACUAAUAAAGAUGGUGUACUAAGUCGAAAUGAGUUUCAACAAUGGGCUCAAGGUGGUAUUCAAAAUGUAGGUGGACAAUUGCAUUCAAUUCAUCCAACAAAAGCAGGAGUAACAACAACAGCAAUAAAUAAUCCAAAUAAUUUAAAUCUUCCCCAAGUACCUCAAGGUUUUAAUCCUCAAAUAGCAAAUAUUCUUGAACAAAGUGGACUUUCAAAAUUUGUUUAA
Molecule: messenger RNA, 627 nt
Organism: Rotaria sp. Silwood1
Lineage: Eukaryota; Metazoa; Rotifera; Eurotatoria; Philodinida; Philodinidae
Source: the annotation of a GenBank genome assembly